GAGGGAAGCUCUCAGCCGCGCGAGAAGAAGCGCCGGCUCCGAAGAGUGGUCACCUCAGACGAUGAGGCUGAGCCCCAGGAGCCUUCCAAGCCAGCGGAGGCUCCAGAGCCAGUCCCCAGAGAAGGCCCGCUCACCGGAGACGGCGCAGCACCUGCUUCAGCCGCGCCGCCGACGGGCGAGGCUUUGGAGGGACCUCUUGAGGGCGAAGAUCUCUCGGAGAUCAUUGAGAAGGCCAAGAAGAAGCUUGAGACAUCUCCUGCGCCACAAGAGGUCUCAAGGCUCUUGACGCACCUGGAGUCCCAGUCGAUGAACGCCCAGCUCUUGGUGACUACGAAGAUCGGCUUGGCGGUGAAUGGCCUCAGGAAGAGCUAUGCCAAGUAUCCCAACGUGGUCCAGCAGGCUGUAGGGCUUGUGAACCGUUGGAAAGAGCUUUGGAUGCAAGAGAAGGCAGCGAACAGCGCCUGAGACUGGGCAAGGCAUUAACAAUGAAUCAAAUAGAAAGAACGGAAAUGAAAAGAAUGGAGAUGAAUGGAACUCUCCUCGCAGGUUGGCCCAAGGAUCCUUCAACCUGGAUGUAUAUGGUUCUUUUUUCUUUCGCGUCCACCGACAAAAUUCCUGAGAGAACUGAGCGCCGCCCAGUCUCAGACUUGCCGACUUCGUCGGGGCACCACCCGAGCCGAUGGCCCAGGCUGCGACCAUUGACCCGAGAAAAACUCGUGGGAAGGUCGACCAAUUCCCGUGGGGCGAAAAAAGGACGUUGAGAAGUUAA
Messenger RNA from Durusdinium trenchii, 769 nucleotides. Lineage: Eukaryota; Dinophyceae; Suessiales; Symbiodiniaceae. The record is from the annotation of a GenBank genome assembly.